Messenger RNA from Cladocopium goreaui, 1764 nucleotides. The record is from the annotation of a GenBank genome assembly. NCBI's taxonomy places the organism in Eukaryota, Dinophyceae, Suessiales, Symbiodiniaceae.
AUGGAGCGCCAAGCACAAAAAGUGGCGUCAGAUGAAAGACUGGUGGCAUCAACAAAUGUGGCUGUUGGUGAGCAGCCCCGCGCAGCUUUGGUUUUACUAGAAUCCGAAGGUAUAGAAAACAACAACAAUCAGACUGGAGAUGUUUCUGAGCAGCCCACAGCUUUGGUGUUACCAGAAUCCGAAGGCAUAGAAAACAACAACCAUCAGAUUGGAGAUGUUUCUAUGCUCGAUGAUGGGUCGGAGUCCGAGAAGGAGAUCCAUCCUAUCAACACAAAGCUCUUGCAGGAUGUGAUGAGGAAUUUCCGGCAACAGAUUAGACAAUUUGAUCCUUCUCGCAGCCCAUCAGAAAAGUGGAGCCACUUGGUGCAAUGGUUUGACAUCACCGACAUGCGGCUAAGAUUUGCGCACAGCAGUGUGUCUCGCACUUUUCGACAACCGCCCCACAACGGCUACAAACUCACCGAGCUUGUGGAUAGCUUUCUUCAUGGCGAUGAGAGGCCAGAAAACAUGCCUCCAUUAGUUGCUGUCGAUUGGGAUGGCAAAUUGUGGGUGGUGUGCGGCAACCGUCGCUUGUGGACUCUUCGAGAGUUUGUCCGGUAUUGGACGCUAUGGGAUCAACAAACGACGGGCUUGAAGCGAGGCUCAGAUGAUGCAGCGCGGGACGCAGAGAAACAACACCACUGCAUCUUUGUGGGGUCCGGGGUCGCCAACUUUUGCGGUUGCAAGGUUUCGGCUUGGCGACGAGGGGAGGACCUUGGCCCUGCCAAGUCGUCGCCGACUCACCUGAAAUUAGAUGACCUGGGCAACGAGGCCCUCUUUGUGGUGGUUGCCCCGCCGCCCUCGGAGCUGGUGCUCUUGUCCGACGUGCUUGAGGUGCUUCGAAGUCUCGGCAGUGGCAAAGGCAAACGUGUCCUCUGGAUCCAGGACUGGAGCGCUCGUGCCACAGGUGCUGCAGGUGGCUCUGCAGAAUGCAUCAAGGCCUACUACGAUUUACUGCUGCAUGGGCUCCACUCGGUGGAUCCGCAGCUGAUGUCGGAGGUGGCGGUGCGAUGGCAGGGCGAGGCCAUCUUGUCGGGGCCUUCAGACUACUGGACCUCAGUGAUUAAUGCAGGUCGGCAGAGUUCUUUGGAGGCCAUCCGAGGAGCUUUGGCGGAGGAAGAAAACUUGGACAGUGCUGGGCAGGUGGUUGCUACCAUCAUGCACUUGGGCGAUGUCCUUGCGCUCGCGGGAGGACGUGACGUAGUGCUGUGCUCUGGACCAUCUACAAGGAAUUUAAAUGCUUUGGCGGCGAAGCAUGCAGAAUCUUCUGGUUUUUCUGCGCCUCAGAUUGAAACAACUGAGCCGCUGUCCUUGAGACUUCAAGCUAAAGGCGAAGGUCUCGAGGCUGAUACACAGAUCCUUGUCACGGACAAGGAGAUGGAUAUCAACCGCAAGUUCAAGAAGGCCUUCUGUGAACCUGGCAACGUGGACUUCUGCCCUCCUGUGAACUGGGUGGAGGCUUUGCUUUCGAAUUUCAACAUGGACGAGUUUGUGGUGAAAAGGAAAGAGCAGAAUGGUGGGGAUUUGGAGUAUUCCUCCGCGGAACGGCUGAAAGAGGAGUUUGGGGAAGAGUCGCUUCACCCUGGUGAUUUGAAACCAUCCUUGGCCAAGGCCAUGAACGCUGCGAUGCUGUCCAUCCGAGAUGGCAUGAAGAAAGCUGAUCUCAAAAAGGCGCAAAAGAAGCUGGACAGCUAUGCGAAGUCCUUGCAGAAGAAAAAAAAGUGA